This is a messenger RNA of Protopolystoma xenopodis, 555 nucleotides long. The record is from the annotation of a GenBank genome assembly. Lineage: Eukaryota; Metazoa; Platyhelminthes; Monogenea; Polystomatidea; Polystomatidae.
AUGGACUACAUUACCACUACAAUCGACGUCUCGGGGCCUAAGUCAAAACUCGUCUUUCGGUCGGUUGAUCGACCAGCGGCCAACCUAAAGGAACGCACCCGGAAUCAGUCUCAGCCACAGAAGCCUGGAGGAAAUUGUGGACAAAAGGAAGCACUGGUACGCACAAACCCUUCAAGGGCUCCGCUUGAGAAUAGACCCGUCGUUGGUGGUAAGGUGGACUCCAUGACUGCCUUUGAUAGUCUCGCAGCUCGACUUUCUACUGCGCGUGCUGCUAUGGCUUCUCAAUUGCAUGAGCCAGCUCGAUUGCGGGCGAAAGAAGGCUCGCCAGACAGCCAUUUAUCAGAACAGUAUGGCGAUGUGAUGAACGAACUUAAUUUUAUUAGAGAGGAUUUGAACCAACAGCUCAAGACGGUUCGUGACGAUCUUGAUCCUCAAUUUUUGGAUGCUGCCGUAGAAACGGAUUCUCCGAUUCAGUCUCCCUUAGUCUCACAAAAUGAGGAAAAAGAGGAAGCCUUAGCCGCCUCGGCUAAUGAGACUAGGCCCUCCUUUGGUUAG